Messenger RNA from Anopheles stephensi (Asian malaria mosquito), 3787 nucleotides. RefSeq names its product S-adenosylmethionine decarboxylase proenzyme (gene SamDC). Gene Ontology annotation, biological process: spermidine biosynthetic process; spermine biosynthetic process. The record is from RefSeq and is a predicted model, not a curated record. Gene Ontology annotation, cellular component: cytosol. The coding region runs from base 647 to 1816 and encodes 389 amino acids. NCBI's taxonomy places the organism in Eukaryota, Metazoa, Arthropoda, Insecta, Diptera, Culicidae. Gene Ontology annotation, molecular function: adenosylmethionine decarboxylase activity. The transcript is spliced from 7 exons.
AGCGCCUCGUCAGUCUUCGUUUUUCUCGUGCGUUGAAAAGACUCGCCCCAAGCGACGGUCCUCUCUCUCGCGGCUGAGAUCGAUUUUUCUUAGCAGCAGAAGGCAGCCAGCAGUCAAGUGCAAAACGUCCCGGAAAAGAAGGAACAAUAAAGUGGUGUGCCGCAACUGUUUCCUUUUUUCCUUCCUCCCGCAUUUUUUUGAUGUGAAAGUGCAUCCGUUUUUUUUGGGUUUUUUGUUUUAAAUUCCCUGCUCCCUCGAUUUGUGCCCACACACACGCACACGCUCACACGGGUUCAAACUCUCGAACGGCGGAUUCUUCUAGAUCGAAUAGAAGAAAACGAGCAAAGUAGCCGUUUUUUGUGCCGAAUGGGCUUGGGAUAAGUUUUUGGCUUGCAAAUUACUGAAGGCUCACUCGCGUGCGCGUCCGCGUCCUGAGGUACUACGACAGGAAAGUUACACCGUUUGACGCCCUGUCGAGGCCACGCGUAACGUCGUGAAAAAGCAUCUCAGUGGAGUUACACCACACCUCUGCAGAGGACACAGCUCUAUCCUUGAGCAUCGAGCCGUAGCAUACCGGAGGAGCAGGUGAAUUAUUUGCCAUUCGAGCAAGUAAAAAGUGUUGAAGCAAGCGGCAGAAAGAAGCAGAAUGGCGGAGUCGGAAGACUUAAGUAGUAGCAGUAGCAGUAAUAGCAGUAGUAGGGAGGAUAUGCACUUCUUCGAAGGAGUCGAAAAGCUGCUGGAGAUCUGGUUCAAACCGAACCCAGCGCACAAGAAUGCCGAUCUGCGAAAGAUCCCCAGACCGAUGUGGGAGGCAAUGCUGAAAACGGUACGGUGCGAAAUAAUCAGCUUCACCCGAAACGACCAGAUCGAUGCUUAUGUGCUAAGCGAAAGCAGCAUGUUUGUCUCGAAGCGUCGUUGGAUUCUGAAGACCUGCGGUACCACCACACCGUUGCAGUGCUUCAAACCGUUGAUGCGCAUGGCCAACGAGAUCGCCGGCUACACCGCGAUCGAGGAUCUGUUCUACUCGCGCAAAAACUACAAACGGCCCGAGUUGCAGGUGUCACCGCAUCGUGGGUUCGAUGAGGAGGUCGCAUUCCUCGACCAGUUCUUCGACGAUGGGCGCGCCUACAGUUUGGGUGCGAUCAAUCGCGACUGCUGGCAUCUGUACACGCUGAGCCGCGGGGGAGGGGGCUCCAAAAUUCGCAAACGCAACAACCAUCUGCAUCAGCUGUUGGGCGAGGAGCUGACACUGAUGGAGGAGGAGCAACAACCGUACGAUGAGCUGAUUGCACCGUCCAUGCAGCCGGAUCCGGAUCAGACGAUCGAGAUCCUGAUGACGGAGCUGAACCCGACCGUGAUGGACAUCUUUACCAAGCAUGUCUGCACCACAGCCAAGGAGGCUACCCAGAAAUCGGGCAUCGAUCGUCUUCUGCCGGGCAUGGUCAUCGAUGACUAUCUGUUUGAUCCGUGCGGUUACUCCAUGAACGGGAUCGCCAAGAAUUGUGGAAAGAAAUACAAAGAGGGAUGUUACAUGACGAUCCACAUUACGCCGGAACGUGAGUUUUCGUACGUCAGCUUCGAGAGCAAUGUCGCCUCAUCGGAUUACGGCGAGCUGAUCAGACGCGUCAUCCGCACGUUCCAGCCGAAUAAGUUCAUCGUAACCGUGUUUGCGAACAAGACGUCGAUUGCGGCAAACGCCAACCGCGAGAUCGAAAAUUUGGGCAACAUAGAUCUGUGGAAGCGUCGUGACAUUCAAUAUUCGCGCUUCGCCAGCUACGACCUUACGUACGCCCAAUACUGCAAAUACCCUAGCUGAGGUUUACCGUGCCUAGCUCCACCGCCGGCAGGGGCUAACAUUCCUUCCCUCCCUUCCUUUCCUCCGUCCCCUCCCGUCCUCCCGUCGUCUGAUGCGUUCUCUGGCGAUGGUCCUGCCCACCAGCAACCCACGCUUUCCUCCUCCCUCCACACUACCCCCACUUCCGCACCGAUUCGUGCUGCAGAGGAGUUUAAAAAGAGCAACACCCAGUCACAGCAUCCGCUACCGAUCGGAUUCGUCCGAUUGAUGUUCGGCAUCUUUUCCACGCUCACAGCAUCGUUCGGCACGGGCAGUAACGAUGGCAACGAUGGUCCCGGUAAAAACCAUUACCCAAUCGCUGGCGGUGCUAAACCUGCCAGCGGCAAUGGGAAAUGUUUUAAGCAGCAGCUCAACCAGGAUCGCGACCCGUACCGUGGUGCUGCUGCUGCAGGAAACAAAUCUGCCCAUUUACCGCUGCUGAUGAAUCCAACGGAACUGGUAACAACUCCUCCUCCACCCAUCUGUAUGGAGCAACAGCUGAUGGAUGAUAGGAAAGCGACAACACCACCGCCGGACUGCAAUGAGCUACAGUUUUACGGGCAGCUGAAGAAGCUGCUCGAUCUGCCGGUCCUGUUUGCCAUCUGCUUCGUGCAGCUCAUCUCGUUCGUGCUCGUGCUCAACAUUGAGGAAUGCUCUCCGCUCGUCCUUUUUUCCUGGUGGCGUAACAAGAUAUCCUGAAAUUGACUAGCCGUCGUCGUUGCUCGCCGCAGCCUUCAGUUCUGAUUACAGCCGCCCUCAUCACCGCCACCAACACCGCCACCAUCAGGAUCAUCGACAUCUUUGCGAUUCGUUUGUUAUGUUGAAUGUUAUUAUUAUGUUUGCAAUAAUAAUACUGUAGCAGCAGCAUCAGCAGCAACCGCAACAACACGAUCCGGAUGGUACCGUGCCGAUCGCCUGUGUCAGCAGCUGCUGGUUGUAGAAAGGCGACAAACAUGGCAAAAUGUGUGUGCUUUCUGUUUCAUCGCAAACAAAGAGCAGCAAUUCAGGAGCAGCAGCAGCAGCGGGGCGUCUACUAAAGACAGUGAAGCGCACAACAUCCUUUCCUCGGUAGAUUCUAGCAUUAUCUUCUGCAUUUCACUUGAUCACUCUUACCGCCAUCGGUUCGAUGCAAGUAGCGGGAUCAAGCAGUUAACUGGAGACUCGAUUCCGCUACACCACCUGGCAGAGAAUGAAAAAUGGAAAGGACGACAACCGUAUUGUGUGCCAUCUUCCACUGGACGUCUUGAGUUUGAACGGUGGCGAAAAAGACAUCUAUUGCCGCAAUCUAAAACUUUAAACAUUUCUGAUGCACCACCAGAAAUCACCACCACUUGCGUAGUGUUAGGAAUAGAAACGUUACGCCACCAGAAGAAGAAGCACCAUCCGGGGAGCUAUUCCGCACUACUACCUUACUGUACAACCGUUCUCGGCGUUGCACGACUUCUUCCUGCACCGGUUGAGCCGAUUAUCUUUGCCUUUCUAAUCUCACUCGAUCUGUACUCGUAGCAGCGAUCGGUAGCCUCUUGCGUUCGGUACCACCUGCCCGGUGCAACAAUGCCGAAUGCAAUUAGGUAGCAUUUACUUUACAUUUGUAGCCCCCCCCCCCCCUAAACCCCACUCCCCACUUAUCAUUCCUUAUUGCCGGUGGAUGCUGUUAACGUUUGAUUUGAAAGGGAAUUGCUUUCCUUUUUAUCAUUUUCAAGCACAACCACACACACCCACAAAACAUAAUCCAUUCUCUUACCUUAUUUGAAGAGUAUAUGGAGAAAGGAAGCAGAAAAUAUGUCACACAAAUAUAUAAUACAAAAAAAAACAAAACUCUCACUCUCUCUGUAUAGCAAGCUGUACAGAAGAGGAGAGAUACAGAUUAUAUAAAGCGCAAUCUACUAGUACAUAGUGUUUGCAUAAGUUUAAACUGAAGAAGAAAAAAAAGCCAUUUAAAUGGGAGACACA